GAGUCCAUGAAGAUAGCCCUGCAGCACGGGGACCGACCUCUCCAGGCGCUGUGCUUACUGAACUUUGCCGAUAUCCACCGCUGCCGGCAUGACGUUGAUAAAGCAUUGCCUCGUUAUGAGUCCUCCAUGUGUAUAAUGACAGAGAUUGGGAACCGUCUUGGCCAGACCCAGGUGUACCUGGGGGUAGGGAAGUGUUGGCUCCAGCAGAAAGAACUGGACAAGGCUCUUGAUGCUCUGCAGCGAGCUCAGGAGUUGUCAGAGGCUUUAGGAACCAAGCUGUGUAGUCUAAAGGUGCACUGUCUCAGUGAGGGGAUCUACCGCAGUAAGGAGAGUCAGGAGGAGCUGAGGGAGCAGGUGGUGAAGUUCCUGCAGUGUGUGGAGGAGCUGGAGCUGUACUGUGGAAUGUGUGGCGAGUCCAUAGGAGAGAAGAACCAACAGCUGCAGGCCCUGCCCUGCUCUCACAUCUUCCACCUCCAGUGUCUACAGAACAACGGUUCCAAGGGCUGCCCCAAAUGUCGUCGGUCCUCCAUGAAGCCUGGGUUUGUGUGAGGUUACGAGGCACAGUGCCUGGGACUUGAGGACACUAUGUGAUAACACUCUGUGAAGCUCCGACCUCAGUCACAUAGGAGAGCCAGACUGCACUUCUGAAUGGGCAGACUGCUGAACACACAUCUGAAUGUCUGAACUAAACUGAACACACAUCUGAAUGUCUGAACUAAACUGAACACACAUCUGAAUGUCUGAACUAAACUGAACACACAUCUGAAUGUCUGAACUAAACUGAACACACAUCUGAAUGUCUGAACUAAACUGAACACACAUCUGAAUGUCUGAACUAAACUGAACACACAUCUGAAUGUCUGAACUAAACUGAACACACAUCUGAAUGUCUGAACUAAACUGAACACAUAUCUGAAUGUCCGAACUAAACUGAACACACAUCUGAAUGUCCGAACUAAACUGAACACACAUCUGAACACAUAUCUGAAUGUCCGAACUAAACUGAACACACAUCGGAUACAGUUUGUUGACUGGCUGCUGUGUUCAGAGGAUGUGCCACAGAAACGGAACCAGCCCAUUACCUCGCCCCCGGGCUACUUGCUACCGAGGGACAGCUGGCUGGUAGACAAGACUAACAAUCCCAGUGUGAGGACAGCCAGGACUGUAGUUCAAGACACAGGCAGAGUUCAAAGGUCACCACUCCUCCGGUUUCUGUACAGUAAGUAUGUCUCCUUAGCUGACACAGAUAAGGAGGAUACAGUGAUAGAUUUAUUACACUGUUGUACGUGAUUUACUGUUGUUUUUUUGUCAGAGGGUGAGGAGGAAGAAAUCCAAUAUACUUCUUAGUUUUGUGGACGUCUGUUUUAGAUAAAUCUGAUAGUUUAGCAUAAUGUUCACUUUACUUUGGUUAGGGUAUGCUGGAAGAUUCAUUGCAAGCAUGUAAUUGGAAAUUAUGUUAAACAUUAUUGUUUGGGAUAAAGUGAAAUCACUAGGAUUUUGGCCACACGUUCUAUUAUUCAAAUUUAACAAAAAUUGUAUUUGAAAURUACCCAUCGAAAGGCAAAUUGAGCCGUGUGUUUUCUAUAAAUGAUUACUGUAAAGUGUUUAAUGGCCGUAUGUCAUGAAGAUAUUUCUGUACGACCUUUUUAUCAUCAGUGAACACACUGUACGUUGUCCAAUCACAGUUGAGAACACAACACUUCAACUAAAGAAUGCAUAGUCACGAAGAUCAAACGCUGAUCGAAUAGAUGGUCAGGAUAUACUUGUGUUCGUUUGACUUUAGCAUUUGAUAAAAAAUAUCAAAACUAUAAACUAGUAUUUGUCCUUACUGCAGGGGUAUGCAGCUUCCCCCUUUUUUUCAACUUACAGUAAGUUGAAUUUUCACUUAAGUCUCCCAUUAACAUCAGUGCACGACUAAGUGAAAACUUAACUCGAGUGGAUGCUAGGAUUCACCCCCUAAGUGACUAAGGAGCAGUUCAACCCACAUUGUGUUAUUAAUUAUCAGGUGUGCUUGCUGAAGGCAACUCUAAAUGUCUUAUUAUUAUUCCGMCCGCUCUAGCGCUUAAACAAGUUAAGCUAUAAACAUGAAAACAACUUGUAAAUAUGCAGACUACCCGAGCUUAGAUGGCUUGAGAACAUUUAUACUUUUUGAACUAUAAUAAUAUUUGGAUGAGCUCCCAAUGCGUUUCAAGGAAAAAGAAAAGGUCCGUAGACUUGGUAAAGAAAUCAACACUUCUACACCCAUCUCCUCUUUCACUGUUUAAGCUAACAACUCCAAACCAAAUGUUUAGACUGGCCCAACUUAGUAUGAAAACUCCUUCGAUAAGCAAUCUGUCUAUACUUUUUGGAACUGUAGCCAUUUCAAAUGUGCAUAGAUUAGCAUGGGGUUUGAAUGAGAACCAUAGGAAUACAGAGGUAGCUGUUCAAAAAGGUCCUGCUCCUUGGACAAUUAAGCUAAAAGACUAACUUUACAACACUCAGGCUAUCCUAACUUCACAUUAUUUAACAUAURAAACAYUCAGGCUAUCCUAACUUCACAUUAUUUAACAUCUUUAUCAAGUAUAACUAUAUAAAAUAGCAAUUUUUUUUCAGGAAAUUUACUUUUCUAGUUAAGUAUCGAUUUCUUUUUCUAUCCAGCAUCUAUUUCUGGAAAACUAAAAGUAUAUGUUUAUUUUGAGUCUAUAACACUACAACACUAUUCAAAGCAAAAUAUUGUUGGGAAUGAAGAAAAAUUUGAUCAUGUAUUAUUGGGAAAACGAUGUUGUCUGACCAAUCACUUGCAUGUAGAWUAAUAAUAAACUGUAAAGAUAUUUUCAUUUAUUUAGUUGUUGUAGCUCUGGUGUAAAUAAGAUUGGUUCUGAUGGGGAUCAUCAGCAGUAACACAAUGUGGAUAGUUGUUGCAUGUUUUCUUUGCCAAGUAGAACAAGUAAUCAAACGUUUAAUUAAUAUACAAAUGUUUUUUUUGGAUUAUCGAAAGUCACACUUUAUAUAAACACAAUGACUUUUCUAUUUAUUGAUUGAUAAUAUUCAUAUUUAUAUCAUUUUUAAUCACCAUUUUUUCUUACAGAUUUCCAAUAAUUUUAAGUAGAUUGUAUGAACAUAUACACCAACAAUAUUGUGGAGUUUUUUCAUUUGAUAAUCAGUCCUAACUUAUUUGGAAUGCAUUGCAACUUUCUAGAAUGAAUCGUUUUACCUUAAUUCACUUUGUUUAAUGUGUAAGACAUAUAUUUUACUGGAAUGCAUUGCAACUUUCUAGAAUGAAUUGUUUUGCAUCGUAACUUUAUUAAAUGUGUAAGAAAUAUAUUUUACUGGAAUGCAUUGCAACUUUCUAGAAUUAAUUGUUUUGCGUCGUAACUUUGUUAAAUGUGUAAGACAUAUUUUCUGAUGUAACGUUUUGUAAUUUUAUAUUUAAUCCAUUUCGAUAUAAUGAUACAUCUGGUCAAAAUGUUUUGAUUAUAAAAUGGAAUAUGAACUAUUCUUAGAAUGUAUUUAUUGUUGUAUUUUUAAUAAACCACCACAUUUACAUAUA
Salvelinus sp. IW2-2015 is the source of this 3529-nucleotide messenger RNA. It is a transcript of the gene rapsn, whose product is annotated as receptor-associated protein of the synapse, 43kD. Gene Ontology annotation, cellular component: plasma membrane; neuromuscular junction. The record is from RefSeq and is a predicted model, not a curated record. Gene Ontology annotation, biological process: positive regulation of neuromuscular synaptic transmission; synaptic transmission, cholinergic. Gene Ontology annotation, molecular function: acetylcholine receptor binding. Lineage: Eukaryota; Metazoa; Chordata; Actinopteri; Salmoniformes; Salmonidae.